AUGGCCUCAGAACCUGACCAUGGAUCGCGCCAAGCGAGCCAGGACCUCCGUCCGGUCGUGACCAACCUCAACGGGGACACUGCAUGGCUAGUGUCCUUCCCACUCCCAGCCGCCGAACGGACCGAGUCCGGCAAGUCAUACUACCACAUCGUCGUGGAGCCAUGGCUCUCCGAGCACAUCGUCCUCUUCACAGCCUUGCUCGGGUCAAUCACCCUCCCCGAGCCGCCCGCAGUCAAAGACGCAGCGGCAGUGGACGCCAUCGUCCGCGACAUCGAGCAGGCAGCGGAUUCUCCCGCCCACGCCGAUGCCAGUGUCGAUGUCAUCGUCGUCACGACUUGGCUACUGGACCACAUGCACCGCGACUCGCUGACUGGCUUUGCCCCGUCGAUUCCGGUGCUGGCCAGUCCCGAGGCGGCCAAGUCCAUCUCGGGCUGGAAGCACUUCGAGUGCCGCAUCCGGCCGCCGCUGCCUGGCUGGCUGAGCGUGUUUCGCGUCAACGCGCACGAUGUUGUGUACGCCUUCGUGUUCGUGGGGUGCCACGGUGACGACGGCAACGAGCAGCACGACGCGCUACUGUAUCUCCCCACGGACACACGGAGGACCUGCCGGCUCUGGACCGGUUCCUCGAGGCGACCGGGCGGCCACGCGUGCUGA
Molecule: messenger RNA, 654 nt
Organism: Anthostomella pinea
Lineage: Eukaryota; Fungi; Ascomycota; Sordariomycetes; Xylariales; Xylariaceae
Source: the annotation of a GenBank genome assembly